Messenger RNA from Zophobas morio, 629 nucleotides. RefSeq names its product tetra-peptide repeat homeobox protein 1-like. The transcript is spliced from 2 exons. The record is from RefSeq and is a predicted model, not a curated record. Lineage: Eukaryota; Metazoa; Arthropoda; Insecta; Coleoptera; Tenebrionidae. The coding region runs from base 70 to 522 and encodes 150 amino acids.
UCAUCAGUCAGUUCAACUGCAUUAAUCUUCCUUCAUUUCAUUUACACACCAAACCCAAGCAAGUGUACAAUGAAGUCCUUUGUAUGCGUAGCACUCCUUUGCGCUUUGGCGACCGUAAAUGCUGGAUAUGCGGGCAGUUACGGAGGCCAUGACGAAGGUGGCCACGAUCUCUCUCAUACUGUAGAAAUCCACAAACCUGUACCAGUACCCAUAAUCAAACAAGUCAGCAUCCCUAUCCCUCAUGCAGUACCAGUACCAGUUCCCAAACCAGUAGCAGUACCAGUACCACAGCCUUAUCCCGUCCACGUCCAUGUACCUCAGCCCGUCGCUGUCCCCGUCAUCAAGACCAUCACCGUUCCCGUCGAGAAGCCAGUACCAUUCAAGGUAGAAAAAGAGGUACAUUACCACGUGGAAAAACCAGUGCCAGUCCCAGUGGAGAAGCACGUGCAGAUCCCCAUUCCCAAACCAGUGCCCGUUAAGGUGCCCGUCUACAAGACCAUCUACCAUCACAGCAAGCACUGAUCCGAGAAAAGGCUGUUACCAUCAUCGCUCAUCCUCAUAGUCAUCCUUCAUUGUUGUUUUUGUUAUUGUUGUUUUAUUUUUACUAAAUUAAAUAAGUUUUUCUAAUA